AUGCUGUUAGAGACCAUUGAGAGACUAAACGCUAUGAUGACAUCAAUGCAGUUGCAUAUGAAUAAACAGAGUUUGGAGAUUUAUAGUUUGAAAUCUAAGGUGGAAUCACUUCAGGAUAAGAUAGAAUCACACGAGUCAUUAUUGAGAAAAAUGGAAACAAAGAAUGUCGAAGGUGUCUUUACAGGCAAGCAACAUCCUCGAUUUCUAAUUGAAGAAAGACAAGAUGCCGUAGCCUUUUAUGCCUAUUUAUCCAAAACAGAGAAUGACCCUGGACAUCGACACAUCAUUGCCUUCGACCAAGUAUCCAUCAAUGUUGGUAACGCCUACGUCCCACACAACGGCGAAUUUGUAGCGCCCUCUGCCGGUAUUUACGCCUUUUCUGUCUCAAGUGCUUGUGACUGGGAAGGCAGAAUACCAAUUGAAAUUGUGGUGAAUAGUAAUGUAGUUGGGUCGACUGUGUCCGACAGCAAACCAGCAAGACACGUUGCAGUAGCGUCAGAGACGGUUAUUGUUUCAAUGGAACAAAAUGACAGAUGUUUCAUCAGAACGACCCCAGAUGCACACAGAGAAAUUAUAUUGAACGUUUACAGUUCAUCCUACGCUCGUUCAUCCUUUGCAGGGUGGAAAAUAUCAAAUUAA
This is a messenger RNA of Mytilus trossulus (common blue mussel), 639 nucleotides long. RefSeq lists its product as uncharacterized. The transcript has 2 exons. The record is from RefSeq and is a predicted model, not a curated record. Bases 1 to 639 code for a protein of 212 amino acids. NCBI's taxonomy places the organism in Eukaryota, Metazoa, Mollusca, Bivalvia, Mytilida, Mytilidae. Gene Ontology annotation, molecular function: protein binding.